This is a messenger RNA of Cotesia glomerata, 371 nucleotides long. RefSeq lists its product as uncharacterized. The record is from RefSeq and is a predicted model, not a curated record. Lineage: Eukaryota; Metazoa; Arthropoda; Insecta; Hymenoptera; Braconidae. The coding region runs from base 8 to 343 and encodes 111 amino acids. The transcript is spliced from 2 exons.
UAAUAAUAUGACUUGUUGGAUAGGUUCAUCAUUGUUGCUUCGUCCAAUUGAAGAACCGAAUACAAUCCAAUCGAAGAAAAUCUCAAUAUGGAAGUAUGACAGUAAUAUUACAAGUAUAAAAAUGUUUAUUGAUGUCAUACUUUUAGGUUUUGAGAAUGGAAAGCUGGGUAUCCAGAGAUAUAAAUACAUUGGUAACAGAAAAGUAGUCAAGAUUAAUUAUAUAGAAUUACAAAUUGACGAUCAUGCGAUAAGAAAUAUUCUUAUUGAUACUAUUGAUGACAAACCUUACAUUCUUGUUACGUCGGAUUACAAUAUUCGCCGAUUAUUAAUCCCUGGAUAUUAAAUUGCAGCAUUAAUUACUAUAAAAUAUU